GCCGCCGCCAUCUUGGAUUUUACUCUCCAUUUUUUCUCUGGAAUUAUUUUUUGGUGAUUAAUUUUCUUUGGGGGCGGAAAGGGCCGCGGGCAGCGCGUGCCCCGCUCGGAGCCGCGGGGCAGCCGGGCCUCCGACCCCGGCCCCGUCCUCCUCCCGAGGGGGAGCGGGCGGCGCUCGGGCGGAGAGAAAAUUGACAUUAUUCUCUAAGCUAUUUGAAGAGAGAGACUAAAUGCCACUGGGUCGGGCUGUCUGUGGGUAUGAAGUGGUUGGGAGACUCCAAGAACAUGGUGGUGAAUGGCAGGAGACAUGGAGGCAAGUUGUCUAAUGAACACCAGCACGCGGGAAAGGACGCCCUGAAGGCUGGCAGAAAUGCAGUUGAGAGGAGGUCAAGCAGAUGUAGCGGUGCUUCAGGGUUUGAGGGACAGAGUCGCUAUGUCCCUUCUUCUGGGAUGUCUGCCAAGGAACUGUGUGAAAACGACGACCUAGCCACCAGUCUGGUGCUUGACCCCUACCUAGGCUUUCAGACCCACAAAAUGAACACUAGCGCCUUUCCUUGGAGGAGUUCCAGGCAUUUUUCCAAAUCUGACAGUUGCCCUCACACACACCCAGUGAGGUUUCGUCCCAUUAAAGGAAGGCAGGAAGAGCUGAAGGAGGUGAUCGAGCGCUUUAAGAAAGACGAGCACUUGGAGAAGGCCUUCAAAUGCCUGACCUCUGGCGAAUGGGCGCGACACUAUUUCCUGAACAAGAAUAAGGCACAGGAGCGAUUGUUCAAAGAACACGUAUUUAUUUAUUUGCGAAUGUUUGCAACUGACAGUGGAUUUGAAAUCCUGCCUUGCAAUCGCUAUUCAUCAGAACAGAAUGGAGCCAAAAUCGUUGCAACAAAAGAGUGGAAACGGAAUGACAAAAUAGAAUUGCUGGUGGGUUGUAUUGCUGAACUCUCAGAAAUAGAGGAGAACAUGCUACUCAGACAUGGAGAAAAUGAUUUCAGCGUCAUGUAUUCCACCAGGAAAAACUGUGCUCAGCUCUGGCUUGGCCCCGCUGCCUUUAUAAACCAUGAUUGCAGACCUAACUGUAAGUUUGUUUCAACGGGUCGGGACACAGCAUGUGUGAAAGCUCUGAGAGAUAUUGAACCCGGAGAAGAAAUCUCUUGUUAUUAUGGAGAUGGGUUUUUUGGAGAAAAUAAUGAGUAUUGCGAGUGUUACACUUGUGAAAGACGGGGAACUGGUGCUUUUAAAUCGAGAGUGGGACUGCCCACGCCUGCUCCCGUCAUCAAUAGUAAAUAUGGGCUGAGAGAGACUGAUAAGCGCUUAAACAGGCUGAAGAAACUGGGCGACAGCAGCAAGAAUUCAGACAGCCAGUCUGUCAGCUCCAACACGGAUGCAGACACCACUCAGGAAAAAACUGAUGCAACUGCUAACAGGAAAUCAUCUGUUGGUGUAAAGAAGAGCAGCAAGAGCCGGUCGCUACCACGACCAUCGUCAUCUUCGGUGUCGCGGAUCCCAGCGUCCUCCAACUCUACCUCAUCAAAACUCCCUCCUCUCCACAAUCCCAGGGUACCAAAGAAGCUGAAGAGGCCUGUCAUCAAGCCUUUGCUCUCCAAGAUAAAGUUGAGAAACCAGUGCAGACGACCAGAGUCUAAGAGCGCCUCGAGGAAGCUCGAGGUGGGAAACCUGGUCCUCAAAGAGCCCAAAGUGGUUCUCUACAAAAGCCUGCCCAUUAAGAAGGACAAAGCAGCCGAGGGACCAGUGAGUGCCGCCACGGGCAGCGGGUGUCUCACCCGCCACGCAGCCCGAGAGCACCGGCAGGGGCCCAUGAAUGGGGCCCCUGAGCAGGACGGGGGGUCACCCUGCACCUACAUCACUCGGAGGUCAGUGAGGACGAGAACCAAUUGGAAGGAGACCUCUGAGCCAGCCCUUGAACCCAGCCUGUCGGGCAGCUCUCCCAGCAACUGGACGGGCACAGGCCCUGGCACGGACAUUGUGGAGCCGCCCUCCACUCAUGCAGUGCAUGACCAGGAAAAGGCUCCUGGGUCCUCGUCCCCAAAAGGGGAGGGCAGGUCUCCAAAGGAUGACGUCAGCACAGCCAAACGGAAAUCACGGCAAGGAAAACUUUGGAAACAGUUUGCAAAAGCAGAGGAGCCUGUUCCAGUCCUGGAUGCCCCUGAGAGCCAUGAAGUGGUGCCCGCCCUCAUCAGCUCCCACUCUGACCAUGGAGAGCUCAGGGCCAGGGUGGAUGGGCCAGGGGGCCACCAGGACUGCACGCCUCCUGUGACAGGUGGGUGCUCUGUGGGGACACCCGACCAUUUCAAAGCAAGAGACAACUUUAGAACUGCAAAAAGCAAAAAAAAACGGCGCAUCACAAGGUAUGAUGCGCAGCUGAUCCUAGAAAACAGCUCCGGGAUUCCCAAAUUGACUCUCCGGAGGCGCCAUGACAGCAGCAGCAAAGCCAACGACCAAGACAGUGACGGGAUGAAUUCUUCAAAAAUUAGCAUCAAAUUAAGUAAAGACCAUGACAAGGACAACAGUCUCUAUGUAGCCAAGCUUAAUAACGGAUUUAACUCAGGAUCAGGGGGCGGCAGCUCCACAAAAUUAAAGAUUCAGCUCAAGCGGGAAGAAGAGAGCCGUGGCCCCUACGCGGAGGAGCUCCGCGAGAACGGCCUGUGCUGUCAGGAGACCCUCUCCCUGCUGGAGUCACGGAUGGACGUGGACAACUACAGCCAGUAUGAGGAGGAGAGCGCCGAGGAGUCGUCUUCCUCGGAGGAAGAUGAGGACGAGGAUGAGGAUGACGACUACGAGGACGAGUUUGAAGAUGACUUCAUCCCGCUUCCUCCUGCCAAGCGGCUGAGGCUGAUCGUCGGCAAGGAUUCCAUCGACAUCGACAUUUCCUCCAGAAGGCGAGAAGACCAGUCCUUGAGGCUCAACGCUUGAGCCACGGGUCUUGGCCUAGCCAGAGUCGGAAUUCCGUCUCAAUUAUUCCCCCACUGAAAAGUCCGAGUGCAGCACUUGUCCUUUAUUCACUUAUCAGCGUGUACAGCAAGCGCCUGAUGGGCAGGCGCACCUUUUUAUUGUACUUUUUAAAUAGCCUUCUUACGUGCAAUUCUGAGGGGAUGCCCUGUUGUAAAAUAAAGGCUCGAAUAAAAUUGUACAGAGAGAUCCGCUUUCCCUCCAGGACAGUGGAAACAAUGAUGUGGCUACACAAUGAUUUUUAACCCUUGAGAGCAUCCGCCGGCUCUUUGAUAUCUGACUAAACCCUAAUUUAAAAAAUCACCGUAGCAGCAUAGUAACGUUUUUGAGUACAUGUUACUAUCACCAGCAAUGACCUGUGGCUCUUUGAUUUCCUUGGUAGGCGUUUUCCCCUGGAGUUUUGUCCGUUUGACACUGUGUGCUGUCCCAGAUGGACUGUCUGUGGCCUUGGUCCUAGUAGCAAACCGUUGGUUGGAAGUCAAAUCGAUUUCUUUUUUAGAAAAAAGUCCCAUUACAAAGGUGUUGACAGUUUGCUAACUUUUUGGUACAUUAUUUGUACGAGGGUAGCAGUGUGCAGAACGGAAGUUUGGAUAUGGUGUAUUUAUUGCUUGUUAUGUAAAUUAAACACCUUGUAUUUAACACUUUUCAAUACUUUUAGAUAAAAUUGUUCUUUGCAAGAAUGAUUGGUGCUUAUUUUUUCAAAAAUUUGCUGUGAAACAAUGUGGUGACACCAGGCAACAUUUACCCCAUGACCCACAGCUCGUCAUUCGGUUCUUCAUCGUUUUCUGUUGCACUUGUAAAAUGCUACAAGGAAUAUAAAGAAAUCUAUUCACUUUAACUUAUAACAGUUUAUGAAAUAAAAACGAGUCACAGCUUUUGUUCUGUGGUGCGCUAUAAAAA
Dromiciops gliroides (monito del monte) is the source of this 3863-nucleotide messenger RNA. RefSeq names its product lysine methyltransferase 5B (gene KMT5B). The transcript has 11 exons. Gene Ontology annotation, cellular component: nucleus. Bases 258 to 2927 code for a protein of 889 amino acids. Lineage: Eukaryota; Metazoa; Chordata; Mammalia; Microbiotheria; Microbiotheriidae. The record is from RefSeq and is a predicted model, not a curated record. Gene Ontology annotation, molecular function: histone H4K20 methyltransferase activity; protein binding.